GUUUCUCGUGAGUGUAAGAAGAAGGAAAAAAAGCAUCGUAUUCGUCUUCAUCGUCGCAGGUAUCGCCAAAAGGACCAUUGUUGUGCCGUGUGCCGCCAGUGCUGUACAGCCACAGCCAGCAACUGCGUGCGAUGAAAGUCUUGCUCCGAUGCUCCGAUGCUCCGUAUUCCUCCGUUUUCUGCUCGUCUCCUUCGUAUAUCAGUGUGACCUGGUUGUUCGACGUCUUCUUUCUACUAUCAUCUCUUGUUAUCUCUUAUCUAUCUACCCGUUCCUCUUACAUCACAGCAAUGGUCUUCGGUCCUAGAGUCAACAAGUUCAUACCCUACCUCUCGCUCGGCGUCGCUACUGCCGCCUUCAUAUUCCAGACGACGGUCUUGUAUCCCUGGCACCAUGAACUAGACGAGGCCUUCCACAAGCUGAAAGGCGAGCAGGCGAGGAUGCUUAGAGAUUUUCACGACAUGAAGCUGAAACGCUUUGAUGAGCUGGAGAGGAAGGUCAUUGGUGUCGAGAGACGGCAAGAUGUCGUAGAACAAGCGACGCGACGUCUGUGACCAUUGUUGUACCCAUAGAUGUAGAGUACAUAACCUAUUUAUAAUACUGCACAGAUUACAGCGCGACUCCCGACCCUAAUUGCCUUUGGUCCCAUCCACGAAUGAUU
Messenger RNA from Guyanagaster necrorhizus, 658 nucleotides. RefSeq lists its product as uncharacterized. The coding region runs from base 288 to 551 and encodes 87 amino acids. The transcript has 6 exons. The record is from RefSeq and is a predicted model, not a curated record. NCBI's taxonomy places the organism in Eukaryota, Fungi, Basidiomycota, Agaricomycetes, Agaricales, Physalacriaceae.